AUGGAAAUUGACGUUAGCACCAUCAUACUUGCUAUCGUGUUCUUUUUCCUGUUUUUCUCUUCACCAAGUGGCGACGGAGUUACAUCGCAAUACGAGUUUAAUCAACUUCAGACCUUGAAGGAUCAAUGGCAAAGCGAAUACGACGAGUUCCAGAAUAUAACUAUUGGCACAAACUUCCGGAACAUAACCGGAUGGAAACUUAGCUAUCAAGACGUGGAAUCGAAUCCUGAAAUCAAUGCCACGUAUCCCAUCGAAAACAAGGACUAUACGCACUGGUCUAAUACGCAAGAUUAUACGGUUUUACCGAAAGAUAUUUUGAAGCGUAUAUCGUCGAAGAUUUGGGUCGACGGUAAGAAUGUUUUUCCUCCUAAUAUUACGAGUACGCUUCAUGGUGCCAUUUCUUUGACGUCUAAUGACAAAUACGAACAUCUACCUAUGCCUGUGGCUAAUUUCUACGAACCGCCAGACGACUUUUCGCAGAGCAGACCAAAGCCUGGGGAACGGUAUCUGGAAGAUUGGCCGCAUUACGGCCAAACUCACAAUGUAACUUUUAAGCAUGGAGAGGUCGUGGUUCAAAUAUCGCAUGCGGACGCAGUUUCAUCCCGGUUUGACGGUAGAAAUCAAGAGUUCUUCAAUACUCAAAGCGACAAAUGGCGCAUGCUUCACAUGCAAAUCGAUUUCACAGACUCCUCAGAAAAGGAGAAACACACUAUGAGCUCUAAAGCCGUUUACGAUGUCGAAAAAGGUCGCAUAGUUGCCAUGUCACAGAGUGCAAAAUUCCACUCGCUUUUUGGCUAUCCGCAUUACAUGAGUUUGCUGGAAGACGAUGACAAGAGUUACGAUCAAGUUAAGAGACUUAUGAACGAAUAUUGGAACGCGUCCAACUACGUUGAUACGUUGAGCAUGAGGCAACUGCAGGAGGAGUACGAUGUGGCAAAUUAUAAAUGCGAAUUUAUGGCAUUCCUGCAAUUGGAACCUUGGGACAAAUUUACUCGCGACCAGAUCAAGGUGAUUGACCAAGAGCUCAUGUGGCCCACCGGACGAUUAACAAAUCUCUCCCAACUACCACCUGUGAACCUAGCGUCUGGUUUGCUUUAUUCGCCUGACUGUGGACUGAGCUUAGAAUUCAACAAUGUCAAGGGACCUCGUUACGAACUGCAGGUCAGACAAAUACGGAAGCAUUUGCUAGUGGGCAUUGCACUAUUUGCUGGCCAGAUUUAUUUACUGCUUUCCCAAAUGCAUCAUACCAACACACCUUCGGCCGUCAAUAAAAUGUCGUUUUGGUGCUUCUACAUGAUGAACCUUGUGGACGGGUCGCUGGCUCUCAUAUACCUUGUUGCAUCUAGCGCUCUCAUGGAGCUGUAUCUGCCAUUGAUUAUGAGUGCUUUUGCGUGUCUAAUUUUGGCAAUGAUAUUUGAAACAAGGUAUCUGGUGUCGAUAUACGCGUCUCAAGUCAACGAACGCAACGUCGGAAUUUUGACCCUAAUUCGCGGGAACAGAAACACCGAAGAAAUAACCGUGCCGACAACGAUACCUGACGAGGCUGCGAUCAGCAGUAGCAUAUAUGGCAGGUUCUUCUUCACUUUGAUGGCGUCCACUUUCCUAAUUUUAAGCGCUUUGACCUGGCCAAGGAACGUGCGCACGAUGUUCGAGUACACAUGUGUCAUCCUCUUGAAUUCGUACUGGCUUCCUCAAAUAAUUCGAAAUGCCAUUAAAGGCGGUGAGCCUAGAAGACAAAGAAAUAGACAUACUGAGACAAACCAGACAAACCAGGCAAACCCCACCCCUCAAGCACAAACCUCUAUGCCCUUGUUGUGGAGGUUCGUGCUAGGAACUUCUUUCAUAAGAAUAACGCCUGUUCUCUACGUUUUUACGUACUCGUCCAACGUUUUCCGGCAUCACACAGAUGUCAGGUUCGUGGUCAUCCUCUUCCUAUGGGUUCUAUUUCAGAUCGCGGUACUUUAUUCCCAGGACAUCCUCGGUGCCCGUUGGUUUUUGCCCAAAUCUACAAUUCCUGAGGGCUAUUCCUAUCACAAGGGCAUGGUUUCACAAGAUCUUCUUGAACAUGGCUGUACUGAGGACUACACAGUCGAAUGCGCUAUUUGCAUGAAUAACCUCCCCGUCUACGUUGAUGAUAUUCCAGAGACUCACAAUGUCGAUACUGCCACUUAUAUGGUGACGCCGUGCGAUCAUGUUUUCCACACAAGAUGCCUGGAAAGCUGGAUGAACUACAAAUUACAAUGCCCCGUCUGCCGAGCACCACUACCUCCGCUAUGA
Molecule: messenger RNA, 2277 nt
Organism: Lachancea mirantina
Lineage: Eukaryota; Fungi; Ascomycota; Saccharomycetes; Saccharomycetales; Saccharomycetaceae
Source: the annotation of a GenBank genome assembly